UCUGAUGGGGAGUACCAGAAUUUAAGCUCUCAUAGAAACCAGAGACAGAGAUCGUGAAAAGGAGAUGGGAAGCAAAGAGGUUUCAUGGAAGUUAGCCGAUCACCCGAAGCUGCCGAAGGGAAAGUUGGUGGCGGUGGUGGUUUUGGAUGGUUGGGGUGAUGCUUCUCCCGGCAAAUACAACUGCAUCCAUGUCGCCGAAACACCUACCAUGGAUUCUCUGAAAAACACUGCCCCUGAUAAAUGGAGACUGGUGAGGGCUCAUGGUACUGCUGUUGGGCUUCCCACAGAGGAUGACAUGGGAAACAGUGAAGUAGGACAUAAUGCUCUUGGUGCUGGGAGAAUCUAUGCUCAAGGUGCAAAACUUGUUGAUCUUGCCCUUGCAUCAGGAAAAAUAUACGAUGAUGAAGGUUUCAAAUACAUUAAGGAAUCUUUUGCAAAUAACACCUUGCACCUCAUUGGAUUAAUGAGUGAUGGAGGUGUCCACUCUCGCCUUGAUCAGUUACAGUUGUUGCUAAAAGGUGCCAGUGAGCGUGGGGCCAAGAAGAUAAGAGUCCAUGUACUUACAGAUGGUAGGGAUGUUUUAGAUGGAACAAGUGUCACCCAUGCUGAAACCCUAGAAAAGGAUCUCUCAGAGUUGCGUGGGAAAGGCAUUGAUGCACAAAUUGCUUCUGGUGGUGGACGCAUGUAUGUCACUAUGGAUCGUUAUGAGAAUGAUUGGCAAGUUGUGAAACGUGGUUGGGAUGCUCAAGUUCUUGGUGAAGCUCCACACAAGUUCAAGAAUGCAGUUGAGGCGAUAAAAAAACUAAGGGAAGCUCCAAAUGCUAAUGACCAGUAUUUACCACCAUUUGUGAUUGUUGAUGAUGGCGGGAAGGCGGUGGGCCCCAUUGUGGAUGGUGAUGCGGUUGUGACAGUUAACUUUCGAGCUGAUCGUAUGACAAUGCUUGCUCAAGCUCUUGAAUAUGAAAAGUUUGAUAAGUUUGAUAGAGUCCGCUUCCCCAAAAUUAGGUAUGCAGGUAUGCUUCAGUAUGAUGGAGAGUUGAAACUUCCAAAUCAUUAUCUUGUAUCACCUCCAUUGAUUGAGAGGACUUCCGGUGAAUAUUUGGUCAACAAUGGUAUCCGCACUUUCGCCUGCAGUGAAACUGUGAAGUUUGGCCAUGUUACUUUCUUCUGGAAUGGAAAUCGUUCGGGAUGUUUUAAUUCUGAGAAGGAAGAAUAUGUGGAGAUUCCAAGUGAUUCUGGAAUUACAUUUAAUGAGAAACCAAAGAUGAAGGCUUUUGAGAUUGGUGAAAAAGCGCGUGAUGCUAUCCUUAGUGGAAAGUUUGACCAGGUACGAGUGAAUAUACCAAAUGGUGAUAUGGUUGGGCAUACGGGUGAUGUGGACGCCACAAUUGUCGCUUGCAAGGCUGCUGAUGAGGCUGUUAAGACGAUACUUGAUGCGGUAGAGAAAGUGGGUGGCAUAUAUGUCGUGACUGCAGAUCAUGGGAACGCAGAGGACAUGGUGAAACGGGACAAGAAAGGGGAGCCAAUAGUUGGCAAGGAUGGCAAAGUCCAAAUCCUAACCUCACACACUCUUCAACCAGUGCCAGUUGCGAUAGGAGGACCAGGGUUAGCGAGUGGUGUGAAGUUCCGUAAGGAUGUCCCAAAUGGUGGGCUAGCGAAUGUGGCGGCAACGAUUAUGAAUUUGCAUGGGUUUGUGGCUCCUGAUGACUAUGAGACCACACUUAUUGAAGUUGCUUAAUUUAUUAAUUAAUUAAUCAACACUUGAGAUUAUCAUGAGUUUUGGCUUCAUUUUUGCCAGUUUAGUGUGAGUUGAGGUCGACUCUUGAUGCUCAAAUAAUGUCUGUCUUUUUUAGAAUUGAAUGAGUUGGGUUUAAGUAAAAAAGCUACCAACUUAAUUUGGUUACAAGAGUUGGAUCAUGUUGGAUAAAAUUAUAUUCAUGGAAAUGGUUAUCAAGAAAAUAGUGAAACAGUCCG
Lactuca virosa is the source of this 1974-nucleotide messenger RNA. NCBI's taxonomy places the organism in Eukaryota, Viridiplantae, Streptophyta, Magnoliopsida, Asterales, Asteraceae. The record is from the annotation of a GenBank genome assembly.